Molecule: messenger RNA, 2167 nt
Organism: Ilex paraguariensis (yerba mate)
Lineage: Eukaryota; Viridiplantae; Streptophyta; Magnoliopsida; Aquifoliales; Aquifoliaceae
Source: the annotation of a GenBank genome assembly
CAUUAAUUCGUAAACCGAACAUUAAUUUUUAGUACCGUAAUCUCAUCUCUUUGUAUGUUUAUCAGCAACUAAUCGAUGUGAUCAUUCAGUUUCAAAUGCCUCGCUAGCAUUAGAUUACCCUAAUUGGAUGCUUCUCACCCCUGCGGCAGUGGGUACAUGGUAAGAAUGAAAACCUUAAUUUUAUUUCUUCAGACCAAUGGUACAAUCUUCAUAUAGCAAUAGCAGGUAUUCAAUAGUUACGGUAUAAACAUGUCUUCUCUGAUUCCUUUAUUGUCCCAUGCAUGUGUUACAUCCAGUAAGUAUGAAUAAGAAGCCCAACCAGAUUCGUUCGAUAGUCCAGUAAGGAGUUAGGCGUAAACUCAUACUCUCUAAGUGUAAAUUCCUCUAAUUGUAUAGAUCUCUUUUUUAACCGUUGCACCUAAUUUAUGAAAAUCUAAAAUUUAGGUUGAAACAAUGAAUCCAAAUGAGAUAUGUUUAACGAUUUCCGGUUCGAAAAACUAAAGUAUGGGUGUUACCUAUAGCUUCAAAUUUAGAGUAAUAAUCAUAUGAUAUAUGGCCGUCUCUCUCUCUCUCUCUCUCAUGUGAACCACACGCACACACACAACACUCGCAAUGGAAAACAGUCACAAGAAGCCUCACGCCAUCAUGAUGCCAUACCCUCUCCAAGGUCAUGUAAUCCCUUUCAUCCAUCUUGCCACAAAGCUUGCCUCUCAGGGAUUCACCAUUACCUUCGUCAACACUGAAUCAAUUCACCAUCAGAUAGCUAAAGCACAAUCUAAUACUAUUGAGGACGACAUCUUCGCCGGAGCUCGUAAAACAGGCCUCGACAUACGUUACACCACCGUGAGCGACGGUUUUCCGGUAGGGUUUGAUAGGUCCCUCAACCAUGACCAGUUCAUGGAAGGUGUCCUGCAUGUUUUCUCUGCCCAUGUGGAUGAACUCGUCGGAGAAAUAGUCCGAUCAGACCCACCGGUCACUUGCAUGAUCGCUGAUACUUUUUACGUGUGGCCGUCGACGGUUGCCAAGAAGUAUAACCUUCUUAAUGUUUCGUUCUGGACUGAACCAGCUUUGGUUUUGACUUUAUACUAUCAUUUGGACUUGCUCAGAAAAAAUGGUCACUUUGGUUCUCAUGAUAAUCGCAAGGACACCAUACAUUACAUACCCGGGGUUGAAGCAAUUGAAACAAGGGACUUGAUGUCAUAUCUUCAAGCUACUGAUAUAUGGACGGUGGUUCACCGGAUAAUCUACCGGGCAUUCGACGACGUGAAGAGAGCAGAUUUUAUUCUUUGUAAUACAGUGCAAGAGCUUGAAUCCAAAACAAUCUCAGCUCUUCAUCAAAAGCAAUCCAUCUAUGCCAUUGGGCCCAUCUUCCCUGCUGGCUUCACCAAGAGUUCUGUGGCUACAAGUCUGUGGUCCGAGUCGGACUGCACCCAGUGGCUCAACACCAAGCCUCAUGGGUCAGUUUUGUACAUCUCAUUUGGCAGCUAUGCUCACACUACUAAACAUGACAUUGUGGAAAUUGCCCAUGGGCUUAUGCUUGGUGAAGUGAAUUUUGUUUGGGUGCUUCGACCUGAUAUUGUAAGCUCAGAAGAUACAGAGUUUUUACCCAUUGGAUUUGAGGACAGCAUCAAAGAUCGCGGCUUGAUCGUGCCAUGGUGCUGUCAGAUUGAGGUUCUAUCUCAUCGUGCCAUUGGAGGGUUUUUAACUCAUUGUGGAUGGAAUUCGAUAUUAGAAAGUGUUUGGUGUGGUAUUCCACUAAUUUGUUACCCUUUGUUGACUGAUCAAUUCACUAAUCGUAAACUAGUGGUGGAUGAUUGGAAGAUUGGAAUUAAUCUGCACGAUAGGGAAUCGAUCACAAGGGAAGAAGUUGCCAAGAAGAUUGACUGUCUAAUGAGUGGAAAAACAUCGGAGGAAUUGAGGAGUGAGGUCAAGAAGAUGAGAGAGAUAUUAGAGAAGGCAUUGGCAACCGAUGGAUCAUCGGAAAAGAAUUUCAAUCAGUUCAUCAACGAUGUGAAUGCGAGUAUGUAACAAAGUGUGAAGACCCAUCAUCCGAUCAUGCUAAAGUUUGUCAAUAGUUAUCAAAAAAAUUACUUUAAUAUCAUUUGAAUGUCAAAAACAAAAAUAAUCUCUCACGUCAGAGUGCAAAGAGUUGUUUUUUUUUUUUUUU